Molecule: messenger RNA, 774 nt
Organism: Aegilops tauschii subsp. strangulata
Lineage: Eukaryota; Viridiplantae; Streptophyta; Magnoliopsida; Poales; Poaceae
Product: putative F-box/FBD/LRR-repeat protein At4g00315
Molecular function (GO): protein binding
Source: RefSeq, a predicted model, not a curated record
AUGGAGAUCCACUCCGGUGCGCCAUGCACCAAGAGGGCGAAGCUCGCGCCAUCGGCGACGCCGUCCUCUGGUGGCUCGGCGGUAGUGGAUGGAAGCGGCGAGGACGGCAUCAGCGACCUCCCAGACGCCAUCCUCGGUGAGGUCAUCUCCCGUCUCUCCACUAGGGAGGGCAUCCGCACUCGGAUUCUCGCACGUCGUUGGCGUUUUGUUUGGCCGACCGCUCCUCUAAAUCUUGACUGUCGUGAGAUCCCUGUCGCUCGUCUUUUUAACGUCCUAGAAAUAGUUCAUGUCGAGAUCAUCGGUAGGGUCUCUACCUACAGCGAGGAGCUUGCUCGUAUACGAUACAACGGAACUUGGCAUCAGGGAAAAACAGUUCCUGGUGAUGGUUCUUGCCUUCCAGAGUCCAUCCUCUCCAGCCAUGUGGGCGCAGUUCUCCGCCUUUGUAUACCGGCGUGCUACCUCCAAUGCAGACCCUCUACUGUCCACGCCUGGCUUGAGUCCCCCAGAUUGAACAAUCUCCAGAUACCAGACCAUUAUGUAGAGGUACUUGAACUACCACUGGUCAAGAGACUUUCGCUUGUUGAGGUUGAUAUAUCAGACUUCUCGUUGCAAAGCAUGAUCAACUCUAGUUGCCCUGCACUCGAGUGCCUGCUUCUUGUUUGCAAUAGAGAAAGGCAUCAGAUCACAAUAAAUUCCCCUAACCUUGUAAGCAUCGGCAUCCGUGGUGAGAAAGGAAAAUUCAUCAUCGAGGAUGCCCCCUCACUUCAAACGUAG